This is a messenger RNA of Perkinsus marinus ATCC 50983, 873 nucleotides long. RefSeq names its product endonuclease/exonuclease/phosphatase family domain containing protein. The record is from RefSeq and is a predicted model, not a curated record. Gene Ontology annotation, molecular function: phosphatase activity. Gene Ontology annotation, biological process: phosphatidylinositol dephosphorylation. The transcript is spliced from 4 exons. NCBI's taxonomy places the organism in Eukaryota, Perkinsozoa, Perkinsida, Perkinsidae. Bases 1 to 873 code for a protein of 290 amino acids.
AUGCUCGCUCGGACGGCCACUAGCAAGAAAACUGAGAAGAAAUUCAACGUCUGGGUGCUUACGUGGAACGUUGCCGCUCAGAAGACUCCCAGCGAGGUCCCCGCAGAACUGAUCCCACCGGAUGGUACCGAAAUAGUAUUCAUAAGUCUCCAGGAGACGAUAGAGUUGAAGCCCGUUAACGUGUUGUGGAAGGACAAUCAUAACACAUACCGAUGGCUCGACAUUUGGGACAGUGCCCUCUCCAACUACAUUCUGGUUGGUUACGUCGAACUUGUUGGAAUUCUCCUAGCGUGUUUUGUAGCUAAAGAUGUUCAUAAGUACGUCGAUUACGUGUCCCAGGAUGUAUGUAAAACUGGUACCUAUGGCUAUACUGGAAACAAAGGAGCCGCUGGGAUGCGCCUCCUUAUUGGAGAUACUUCCGUGGUUGCAGUCGCGGUGCAUCUAUCUGCUGGCGAAGGAGGAUCUCAAAUGCGACGCCGACAGUACCGCAGAAUUCUAGAGAAUAUAAGAUUCAACUCGAUGCAUUGUUUUGAGUCAACUGCGAUGUUUGUUUUCGGCGACUGGAAUGCCAGAUCGGAAAUCGCCUUUGACGAGACCACUGAUGAGCUCGUAUCCGGAUCAAGAGUGCCGCCGUUGAAUACUCUUUGGGAGCCCCCACUGAGCUUCAAGCCCACCUAUAAAAUGAUAGUCGGGACAGAAGGGCAACGAUUCGCGUCUAAGCGUGUACCCAGUUGGUGUGACCGUAUUUUGUGCCGAGCGUCCUUCCCGCAAGCUCUGAUUCCACAAGAGUAUCGAUCAGUUCCCCAGGUCGAUACCAGCGACCAUUCUCCUGUCAUUGGCAUCUAUGAACUGUGUGUCACCAACGCUGUGUAA